UGGCCGGAAGUGAGACGGAUUGGCUCCGCCCCCGUGUUCGAUACCUCGCGAGACUUCGUGGAGGCCUCCCUCUUUCGUCUCGGCCGCCAACAUGCCGUCCAGACUGAGGAAGACCCGGAAACUUCGGGGCCACGUGAGUCACGGCCACGGCCGCAUCGGCAAGCACCGGAAGCACCCGGGAGGCCGGGGUAAUGCUGGCGGCAUGCAUCACCACAGGAUCAACUUUGACAAAUAUCACCCAGGUUACUUUGGGAAAGUUGGUAUGAGGCAUUACCACUUAAAGAGGAAUCAGAGCUUCUGCCCAACUGUCAACCUUGAUAAACUGUGGACCUUGGUCAGUGAGCAGACACGGGUAAAUGCUGCCAAAAACAAGACUGGAGCUGCUCCUAUCAUUGAUGUGGUGCGAUCGGGCUACUACAAAGUUUUGGGAAAGGGAAAGCUCCCAAAGCAGCCUGUCAUCGUGAAGGCCAAAUUCUUCAGUAGAAGAGCCGAGGAGAAGAUUAAGGGUGUCGGGGGGGCCUGUGUCCUGGUAGCCUGAAGCCACGUGGAGGGAGAUUCAUUAAAUGCUAAGAAGUGUUUUUCUCAGUGGCUUAUCCUGGUUCCAUGAAACAAGGCCAGUCUUUUCCUCCUGAAAGUCUGGUGGCUUUUUUUAAAAGAUUUGUUGUAUUCAGCAAAUGUAGUACCUGCUGUGUUGCUGUUCUCCACCCGGGAACAGCUUAUACUGUAAUGGUGGGACGUCGACUAUACUGGAGGUCUGAGUGUAGGUUCUUUGUCACCUCUGCCUCUCUACCUGUACAUCAGAAAUCCACCUAACCUAGGAGUUAAGGGUAAGGGCCUGGACUCCUCUGCCAACUCUGCUAAGAAAGAAAAUGUGCAAGAGAUAGCACCAAUGCUUAGAGGUCUUUGCAGGUUACCUAACUUGAACCUUUUCAUUUAUAAAGUAAGAAUGAUACCUGUUGAUGACACGUGUA
Molecule: messenger RNA, 971 nt
Organism: Equus caballus (horse)
Lineage: Eukaryota; Metazoa; Chordata; Mammalia; Perissodactyla; Equidae
Gene: RPL27A
Product: ribosomal protein L27a
Biological process (GO): translation
Cellular component (GO): cytosolic large ribosomal subunit; ribosome
Molecular function (GO): structural constituent of ribosome
Source: RefSeq, a predicted model, not a curated record